Strongylocentrotus purpuratus (purple sea urchin) is the source of this 565-nucleotide messenger RNA. RefSeq names its product blastula protease 10-like. Lineage: Eukaryota; Metazoa; Echinodermata; Echinoidea; Camarodonta; Strongylocentrotidae. The transcript is spliced from 2 exons. The record is from RefSeq and is a predicted model, not a curated record. The coding region runs from base 95 to 565 and encodes 156 amino acids.
UCCUGUUUGUAUAAAUACAUCCUCGAUUCUCUGGAUAAUCAGUCGUUGAAUAUUGCUUUCUCGGUUGAGGUGGUUGAGGUGAAACAAAACCCAAAUGAUGUCGAGAACACUGCUCUUAUCUGGCUUAGUAGCCAUGCUUAUGGCCUACUCCCUUGCCAAACCACUGAGGAAACAAAAGGGCUACACUAAAACGAAAGUGCCUCAGAUCAAGAAAGUAGAGUUCAAUGGCGAAAUCCUUGAGAUCGCGGUAGAAGAAGAUGACCCCUUCCAUCGCCCGAUCCCAGCAGAUGAGGGCUAUUCCCCCAAUGCCUACGAAACAGACAUGAUGCUUAACCCAGAGCAGGAGGCAGCCUUGAGCGAUCCUAAAAACUCCCGUAACAAGCGAAAGGCCAGUAAGGAUACCACGAAAUAUUGGCCAAAGAAAAUCAUUGACCAAGCAACAAGCCAGCAUGUUAUCAAUGUUCCCUAUGAAUUCGGACUCGGUAAGAAAUGUCCACCUGUACUCCUCGCUGUUUUCAGUCUUACGAUACUAUUUAGGGAUGGGGUUACCCUACAGUUAGUAUAA